UCACAAAAUAUGGCACUUUGGCAACAAAAGCUACACCUCUUAUAUCUACUAAUCCUUUGCUUAGCCACUGUGGUUUCUCCACACAGUAGGCCUUAUACAACUCCAACUGUCACACACUUGACUGAUUCUUUUCCUCGUGUCCCAGUUGAUGGUGCUUUUACUAAGACUUUUGGGGCCUCAAAUAUCCAGUUUCUCAGUAAUGGGUCCAUGGCCACUCUGGCUCUUGACAAAAUCUCAGGCUCUGGUUUGGCCUCACAAAGCAGAUACUACUAUGGAUUCUUCAGUGCUGCAAUCAAAUUACCAUCUGGUUUGUCAUCUGGAGUUGUAGUUGCCUUUUAUUUGUCGAAUGCAGAUAAAUUCCCUCACAACCAUGAUGAGAUAGACAUUGAAUUGCUUGGUCAUGACAAGAGAAAUGACUGGGUUAUUCAAACAAACAUUUAUGCCAAUGGAAGUGUCAGCACAGGAAGAGAAGAGAAAUUCUAUUUCUGGUUCGACCCAACACAGCAGUACCAUUAUUACAGCAUUUUAUGGAACAGUUAUCACACAGUGUUCUUAGUGGACAACAUUCCAGUGAGGGAAUUCAUACACAGCAACACAUAUCCUUCUAUUUAUCCAUCAAAGCCAAUGUCAGUGUAUGCUACAAUAUGGGAUGGUUCAGAAUGGGCUACUCAUGGAGGCAAAUACCCAGUUAACUAUAAGUAUGCACCAUUUGUUGUUUCAUUUGCACAAAUGCAAUUGAGUGGCUGCAUAUCUGAUCCCACAGCAACAGGUUCUUCAUGUUCCAAGGCCAAUCCUUCAGGCCUAGACCCCGUUAAUGGACCCGAGUUUACAAAGCUAUCACAGCAGCAGAUAGCAGCUAUGGAUUGGGCAAGAAGGAAACUCAUGUUUUACUCUUACUGCAAUGACAGACCCAGAUUCAAAGUCUUACCCCCAGAAUGCCACUAAACUAAGAAAAUUGAUCAUUUAGAAAAAUUACGAAAAGAGAAAUCCUGACAAAAUAUUUAUCAAUUACCAAUGAAGGAAGAAAUAGUGAUACUUUAUAUAAAUUAUUAUAUCACUUUUCACUCCUUCAUGAUAAAUAUUUUGAGGAAUUCUCUUUUCAUAAUUUUUUUAAUGAAUUAUAAUCUUUACUUUUAAAACUUUUUUUUUUUUCCAAUUGGGUGGGGAACAAUAAUACUGUUGUAACUUCAAUUCUUUGGCUCAAUAAUUGCAUGGAAGAGUCAGAAACAGCACUUGAACGGUAAAUUAAAUGGACAAAUCAAUAUAAUGUACUUUAUAUGUAUUUAUACCACUUCCAUGUCACCAAUUCAUGUGCCCAGACAUGGAAGUGGUAAUUAGCACUAUAGUUAGUGUCUUCGUUUAUUGUUAGCAAUUCGACUAGACACCAAAACACAUAAAGCAUUGAAUCACAAAUUCUAAUUCUAAUGCGAUUCAGCGGUCUUAUCCAAGGGAGGCUAUGACUAAUUACGAAAACAUUUAAGUUGUUGCGUCUCAAAUGGUUUAAUAAAAUAGACAGGCCACGAGACUGGCCAAAAUGUGAAAAUUUGGAUAGGCCAUGUACAUAUUAAGAAUAUCGACCUAAAAUAGAGAAAAGAUACAAAAUAAUGAGUCCACCCAUCAUCUUAGUGCGAUGAUUAUGUACUUAAUGAAGGGCACACCAUGUGACCCCAACAGCAUGAGCUUCCAGUAUAGUUUGAUUCAUUGGAAGCUGGAACCUUCAGUAGACAGUAAAACAGCCUUUAGGCCUGUGGAACCCAAGGCCUAACAGAAUUUGAAGAAACAAAUUGAGAUUUGUUUAAGUUAUUCUAUAACAUAAAUAACUUCAUUCUGAGUAAGCUAAUAAAAUUGUCUCUUUAAGAGUUAAUAUAGUUUAUUAUAUAAUAUCUUAAUUUUGUUAGUCUAUUUAAGAUAUAUUAUUUAUAACUUAAGCAGACCUAUUUAGUAUAACAAUUAUAUUGAUACAGAUAUAUGUUGCACAAAUAUUAAAAUAUUAUAAUUAUGUUUUGUUAUGAAUUGUUUUAGCUUUUAAAUUUUUUAAUAUUUUAUAAUAUUAAUAUAGAUUGUAAUAUUGCAGGAAAUAAAAAAAGUAUAGUAAAAAGAGAUGUACAGCAAAUUCUUAUUUAAUAUUAAUUUUAUUAUAAUUAUGGAUGGAUUUACAACAAUUUAGCUAUAUCUUUGAAGCAAAAGUUGAAUAUGAUUCUCUCUUCUGAGCUUAUGUAAAUGUGUUACAAAAUAAGAAAGAAGGGAAGAAAAUAUAAGUUGGCGUGUAAUUAUUAUGAUG
This is a messenger RNA of Abrus precatorius (Indian licorice), 2281 nucleotides long. Its product is annotated as probable xyloglucan endotransglucosylase/hydrolase protein 33. The record is from RefSeq and is a predicted model, not a curated record. The transcript is spliced from 4 exons. Gene Ontology annotation, cellular component: apoplast; cell wall. Gene Ontology annotation, molecular function: hydrolase activity, hydrolyzing O-glycosyl compounds; xyloglucan:xyloglucosyl transferase activity. NCBI's taxonomy places the organism in Eukaryota, Viridiplantae, Streptophyta, Magnoliopsida, Fabales, Fabaceae. The coding region runs from base 10 to 945 and encodes 311 amino acids. Gene Ontology annotation, biological process: xyloglucan metabolic process; cell wall biogenesis.